AUGGUGUUGCAGCAGAAAAAGUUAUCCCGCAUGAAAGGCCGACUUUGCUUCGUGAGAUGUGAUGAGGAAAAAAACAUAUCAGUUGCUCCGAACUCUACAGUUUGUCUUUAUGGGUAUCUGGAUAGAAAAAUUACAUACCAUGAUACUUCUGCUGUUGUUCAUCCUUGUAACAAAACAUCUGUGCCAGAUCUUGAGAUUACACCAACUAUUGUUCAAUACCGGUACAGGGAAAACCAGGGCAUUGAGAUUCAGCUGUCAAAUGUUACUGCAAGAACCAUAGUUGUAGCGCCUAGGGCAAUUAUUUGUGAACUUCAGCCAGUGACGAUUGAAGAUGAGCCAACUGAAGGAAAAGGUUCAGAUGUAUCAUUUCUCUCCAAAAUCACUCUGUCAUCUGAUAUUAGUGAAGACCAACGUGAGCAGGGAAAACAUUUGAUUUUGGAGUUCCAAGAUGAGUUUUCCAAAGGGGAUGAAGACAUAGGAUUUUGUCCGAGAGUCCAGCACCGAAUUGACUUGCAAAAUGAAACGCCUUUCAAGAUUCCACAUCGUCGAAUUCCACCAGCAAUAUUUGAAGAGGUGAAGCAGCAUUUGAAACAGCUUCUUGCAUGUGGGAUCAUACGAAGAUCUUUCAGUCCUUGGGCAUCUCCAGUUGUUAUAGCCAGGAAGCCUGAUGGUAGUCUUCGCAUGUGUGUUGAUUACAGAAUUCUUAACCAACGUACAGUCAAGGAUGCUUAUGCCCUACCACGAACAGAGUAG
Molecule: messenger RNA, 753 nt
Organism: Gigantopelta aegis
Lineage: Eukaryota; Metazoa; Mollusca; Gastropoda; Neomphalida; Peltospiridae
Exons: 1
Coding region: 1-753 (250 amino acids)
Source: RefSeq, a predicted model, not a curated record